AUGACAAUCAUUAAACCCGCGAAGGCCACGAAUAAGAUCAUGAUCUACAAAGAUCGUACGAUGAUUCAUCAAGCAUUCAGCCUUGGUGAUAGUCGUUUUAUUGCUAUACAAUCCAAACAGGCUUUGCCCUUCAAUGGAUCAGAUACUCCUAAGUUUGUCACUGUUUUCCUAAUUGAUGAAGGUCGCGAUUCUGUUGAAGAAGACUGGUUACGAGAAAAAAUUUCCAAGUUCAAGCGAGAAGAUGAUGUCUUCCGCCCUGAGUUUCUUAGUGGCGUGAUAUUUACAGCAUCCAAUCCAUUUUCUCUAUCCACUACGGUAGGAGAGGUCCUGCGAUCAGAAUUCGGCACAACAUUGAUCGAGACGGUUGUAUCGCCAGAAUCAGCUGCGAGGCCAGAGCAGGGUCCUUACUAUCUCCAUUGUGACCAAGCAUUUAGUAUCUGGAAACUCUGUGAUGAUACCCAAGGCGCCUUCCUAAGUAGUCUUGUGCCCGAAGCCGAUAGCAGUAAAUUAUCAAGGAUGGAAAUUGCCGGGGAAGAUCUCGAAACUACAAGCAUUGCCGUGCCGUCCCGUCUCAAGAGUCUACGUCCAGGAAAGGAAAAUCCUCUUUUCGGGUGGAGAAUAGCCGUGAAAGACAUCUUUCAAGUAAAAGGCAUCAAAACUUCCGUCUGCAACCGCGCGUAUCACGACUUGUAUCCACCAGCACCCAAGACAGCAGCCUGUGUUGAAAUACUCCAGCAGAAAGGUGCUCAUAUUCUCGGAACUACAAAAUUAGCCGCAUUUGCCGCCACAGAGGAGCCUAUUGAAUGUGUCGAUUAUCAAGCGCCAUGGAAUCCAAGAGCCGAUGGUUACCAGUCUCCGGCUGGAAGCAGUAGUGGCAGCGGUGUGGCCGUUGCUUCAUAUGACUGGGUUGAUGUGGCUAUUGGAUCUGACAUGGAAGCGGUCGACGACCAGGCCACUGGAACGGAUGUUACGCACACCGUCCAACUCAUGGAGUUCUUCCAACUGAUGGGUACAUUCCAAGCUUCGAAUCAUUUGAUGUUCCAACUUUCUUCGGAAGAACUGCCCCCAAAAAUCAUCUAUCCUACAAAUUAUAUCUCCCUCAUCACAAACGAACACCAAAAGAAGCUGAUAGACAACUUCGUCAUUGAUCUCGAAAAUUCUCUUGGAGUGAAACAUAUCAAAAUGUCUUUUGACGAAUUCUGGGACGCUGAUCCACCCGAAGAUGCCAAGGGAGACAGCCUGUUGGAGUAUAUGAAAGAUGCAGGUCGAGACUCCUUCUUCUAUAGUGACUACCACCAUUUCGAUCAAUUCCGGAAAGAUUAUCAAGACAAAUUCGGAAAGCAGCCAUAUAUUAGCCCACCUGUAAGAUGGCAAUGGGAACUUUCAUCGCACAUCACAAAAGAAGCACACGAAACUGCCAUGCAUCGCUUGGAAGUUUACCGAAAGUGGUUUACGGAUAAAAUUCUUUGCCCAGAAACACAGAACACGAUCAUCCUCAUUCCGAUUGAGAAUCUUUCUCCUCGAUAUCGUGACGAGCCUUUGGGCCGAUAUUUUAAUCCAGUUGGCAUUCCGAUGCUUUUCUUGUCUCCGAUACUGCAAGCACCCGAGUUCACUGUACCGAUCGGGGAGGUCCCCUUUGAAUCAAAAGUCACCGGCAAUAUCGAACAGCUACCAGUUGCAAUUUCACUCCUCGGUGCUCCCAACCGUGAUCUUCAGCUCAUGAAUAUAGCUCGUGAUUGUCUCGUCAAAGCUGGCAGACCUACGAAUGUACUUGCUGGAAACAAACUGUUUCCUGAGACUACAACUUCAUAA
Messenger RNA from Talaromyces amestolkiae, 1812 nucleotides. RefSeq lists its product as uncharacterized. The record is from RefSeq and is a predicted model, not a curated record. The transcript has 11 exons. NCBI's taxonomy places the organism in Eukaryota, Fungi, Ascomycota, Eurotiomycetes, Eurotiales, Trichocomaceae. Bases 1 to 1812 code for a protein of 603 amino acids.